Molecule: messenger RNA, 2231 nt
Organism: Papilio polytes (common Mormon)
Lineage: Eukaryota; Metazoa; Arthropoda; Insecta; Lepidoptera; Papilionidae
Gene: frtz
Product: WD repeat-containing and planar cell polarity effector protein fritz
Exons: 11
Coding region: 118-2067 (649 amino acids)
Biological process (GO): establishment of protein localization; cilium organization; nervous system development
Cellular component (GO): axonemal basal plate
Source: RefSeq, a predicted model, not a curated record
UAUUGUCAACUUUUACAAGCAAAAGUAAAGUUUUUAGUUAAACCAAAACUUAAUAUAUUUUGGAGGUUUUUAAACUCACAUACCCAAAAUGAAAUUAAAGCCUAAAACCAUUUAAUAAUGUUCAGCUAUAACGUUAAGUUUAUAACUAGUGAAGAAACACUGUUUCUGAAAAGCGGUGACUUUAAAAGUUUUAAGUAUGAAACAAGGAAACGCUUAGAUGAAAAUAUAUACGAUGCUGGAAAAAGGAGCUAUUGCGAACGCCGCGGUGGUUAUUGGCGAAUACCUAAAUCUAGUCAACUGCGGCAAUUAGAAUCAACUCUAAAAGACCGCAAUAUAGUAGAAUGUAUAUGGGUGAAUGACUUACUGGCUACAUUGGUAUUUUCUUCGGGUGCUAUAGCUUACAUUUCUAUCAAUCCAGAAACAUUAGAUGUCACACAAAUACUUUUUGAUAGGUACUGUGUUGGCAAACUUUCAGGACAAACUGUAACAGGAGUUGCUUUCAGCAAGACCCAUCUACUGUUCACCCACGCUGAGAGAACUGCAACCCUUUUAACAUUUGGAAAGAGCAUUGAAGAUAGCAGUCAUCCUUGUCGGUUGUCAGAUAGAGAUCCACACAUUCAGGUGCUAGAGUUAGGUGGUGCUAGGGGCGCUGAGAGAAGAGUAUCUUGGUGCUGUGAUGGCAGUGGGAUGAAAGUGCUGUUAUGGAGUGCGGCCAGUGCUGAGCCAGCUCCGUGGAGCCCUGUGCUGGAAGAUCUAGCUAAUCUACACUUGUACUAUAUAAAUGGGCAGCAAGUUAGUUUGAUUGCAUUCCAUCAACUAGAAAAUGAAGUAUUAUGUGCGGAGUUAUCACAAAAGAAUGACAAUGUUGUACACAUUGUUGAACAAACUGCUUGUAACAAGGUAAAUAUUUUACAUGAUUUAGAAAAGAAAAUUGUUUGCAAAUAUUUUUUUCUUAAAUCAGAUUGUGAAACUUUUCAGAUACCAACUGACGUGCGGUGGGCGGGCGAGCUGGUGGUGGCGGUGGAGGAAGCGGGACGGCUGCAGUGCUUCGAUCGCGCCCUCUCGCUCUUGCACCAUCAUACGAAGUGCUUGGACUUAGUGUCACAUUUUAGAGAUACGAGAGGUAUGCAAGUGAUAGCGACACGAGAUAUGAAGACUGGUCCGUUGAUACUGGCGCUGUUUGCGGGCGGACCUCUCACACUCCUGCAUAUCACACAUCCCAGACUUUUAACGGCAUGGAUGCGGGCGGAUCGCACAAGUAAUGCUAUCUCGCUCUUACGCGCGAUGGACUGGGAGGAGGAAGGAGUGGACUCACAGCCCACCAUACUACCCGUACCCAUAACACAGAACGAGCCGACAUCCACACACAGCAUCAGACCUAACCUACAUCAAUAUCUAGAAAGAGACAACACUAUAUGGAACACAGAAUUACGAGACGACACAUGUCUUGAUAGAAAAAUGUACGAAGAACAAUUCAAACCGAUCAAAAACCAAACAGUGAAGUGGCAAAGUGUAGACACGUUGAUGAAUUAUAGGAAACCUAUAAGCAACUCCGAUAUACAAAGAUCUCACAUAUUUGAUGCAAUACCAAGAGUACAAGACGACAAGAUUCACUUCAAACAUGUUUAUCAAACUGAUCUGAGAGAAGCGAUACCAACUACAUAUAGAUAUCAGAGUAAUAUCAGCACAAAUGCUAACGGAAGAUUGUACAGACAUGACAGUACUUGGUCGGGGAAACCACUCGAGAAGAAUAAAGUUAAAUUUUCUGAUACUGUCACUGUUGCAGUUGUAUCGGAACCUCCAUCAUCACCGGACACCGCACACGAGUUAGCAGAUAGUCUACCUCUGUGCGCACCCCACAAGUACCUAGCGGCCUUCGCCCCCGCGCCCGUAGUACCGAAGCCCCCACCAAAGCUUCCUACAAAUAAGUUAACAAUCAGCAAGGUGCCAACAAUCGCCAAGUCAAUCGCCACGAGCCCCAUAUCGCCAUCGCCGACGCAAUCGCCAGCCGAGAAUCCUGUUCCACAACCGCCUAAAAUUAAAGUGGUCCAUUUUGGAAUGGUUUAAUGCAAUUUUAAAUUUGUAAAAGUUUAAAAGUCCGUCCAUUAGCUUAGUUUUAUGUCGCUUUUAUAAGACUACCUCAACUUAAGCAUAUUGUAAAACAUACUGCUUUUUAUAUACGUUGAAUAUAUUUUUAUAUUUUCUUUUUAAAUAAAUGAUGUGAUAACUUC